Messenger RNA from Daldinia decipiens, 1263 nucleotides. Its product is annotated as isoflavone reductase family protein. The transcript has 4 exons. The coding region runs from base 118 to 1065 and encodes 315 amino acids. Lineage: Eukaryota; Fungi; Ascomycota; Sordariomycetes; Xylariales; Hypoxylaceae. The record is from RefSeq and is a predicted model, not a curated record.
AAUUAAAUAGCGAAUAUAAAGGACAGAGAAGGUCAAAAAGAAUCCUAGAAUUAUAUUGAUACGUAAUACUUAUUUUUCUCAUCUUGUCUAAUACCAACGACUUCGAACCCAGCAAAUAUGUCUACGUCAAUCAGUGUUGGCAUAGUAGGUGCUACUGGUCGAACGGGAAGCUCAGUAUUGAACGGGUUGCUAGCUUCCGAGACACAAUUUGAUAUUACUGUUCUUGCACGGCCUACAUCUAUCAAUAGCGAGGCCAAGAAUGAACUCAAAAGCCGCGGCAUUCGCAUCGUAGAUGCAGACUUGAACGGUCCGAAGGAUGACCUUGUUAAGGCGGUUACAGGCAUUGAUAUAAUAAUAUCGUGCAUAGCAUUCCCCAGGCUGGGUGAUCAGAUACCUCUGGUCGAGGCAGCGAAGCAAGCUGGCGUAAAGAGAUUUGUGCCAUCCAACUUUAGCACACCAGCGCCAAGAGGCGUAAUGGAUAUGUAUGACGAGAAAGAUGAUAUCCUUGCGGCUAUUCAACGCCUGUAUUUACCAUACACCGUGAUAGAUAUCGGGUGGUGGAUAGACCAAUCAGUACCGGCGAUACCUUCAGGCCGAACAGAUCACGUAUGUAACAGAGUGCUCGACAUAAUUCCUGGCGACGGAUCGGUACCCAUGGCCUAUACAAACUUUCCAGACAUCGGAACGUAUGUAGCAAAAAUUAUUGCCGACCCAAGAACCCUCAACAAGAAGGUCUUUGCGCAUACCGAGACACUCAGCGCAAUACAAAUGAGGGAGCUCUUGGAGGAGCUCGGCGGAGAAAAGGUCGCAAGAAAUUAUAUGAGCGCAGACGAGGUACACAAGACCAUUGCUUCGAUGCGACUUGCCCUAGAAAAGAACCCCGGUGAUUCAACUGCUAAGUCUAACCUCCUUCUGAAUCAAUACAUAGAUUCAUGGGGACUUCGAGGAGACAAUACUCCUGAGAUCGCAUCGUAUCUAGGAUACCUGGAUUUCAAGGAGUUGUAUCCAGAUGUCAAAGGAAAGACGGUACGAGCCCGUAUUCAAGAGAUUCUGAAUGGUCAUUGAUAGCUAGUUAAGGACGCUUUAUCUUGUAGCUAAAUCGGAUAGUUAGAUUAAGUAGUUGUUCAAUAUGUUUUCUUUAGACUUCUAUAUGAAUGGGUCCUUGUAAGAAAGACUACGAGAGCCGAAGUACGAGCUGGAAGUUAUAACAAUCUUUGUUAUGGCGCACGCGCUAGCUCAUGAGAAUAAGUUGAUAUAACAUGC